Messenger RNA from Balearica regulorum gibbericeps (East African grey crowned-crane), 479 nucleotides. The record is from RefSeq and is a predicted model, not a curated record. NCBI's taxonomy places the organism in Eukaryota, Metazoa, Chordata, Aves, Gruiformes, Gruidae.
CUCCUAGAAGAUGACUUCCAGUUCAUCCUCUGCGAGGGCUGCCAACAGGAAUCGCCCAACCUCAAGCUCCUCACCUGCCUCCACACCUUGUGCCUCAGUUGCUUGAGCAAGUACAAGCCCAUCGGGCAGUGCCCCGUGUGCCAGACGGCCAUCCCGCAGGCCAGCGGCAUCCCCGACAUGGACAACCUGCUCUUCACCAACCUGCAGGCCAGGAUCAAGUUCUUCAAGAAGAUUGUUGACGGAGUUGACUUGUUCUGCGACAACUGCAAGAAAGCCGGUGAGUUCUGGUGCUCCGACUGCAAGGAGUUCCUCUGCACCAAGUGCUAUGAGGCCCACCAGCGCUACCUGAAGAAGGAGAGCCACGAUGCCAAGAGGGUGAUGGGCAUCAGGGCAGGGUCUGCUAAGGACUUCCUCGAGGGCACCAGGAGGACCGGGAACUUCUCCUGCUCCAACCCAACCCACAAGAGCCAUAAUGCAAG